CUUGUGGGGGAUGUGGAGGGAUGCACAAACAGAGGAAUCUUGAAUAGGAGUAAAGAGGUUAUUUUAUCUCUGCAUUUGGCAGCGGUUCCAGUGCUGGAACCCACAAUUCAAGAAGGAUGUUGAUAAAUUGGAGAGGGGUCAGAGAAGAGCCACAAGAAUGAUGAAAGGAUUAGAAAACCGGCCUUAAUAGUGACAGACUCAAGGAGCUCAAUCUAUUUAACUGUCCAAAGAGAAGAUUAGGGGGUGACUUGAACAUAGUCUGUAAGUGCCUACACGAAGAACAAAUAUUCAAUAAUGGGCUCUUCAAUCUAGCAGAGAAAGGUCUGGCAUGAUCCAAUGGCUGGAAGUUGAAACUAGACAAAUUCAGACUGGAAAUAAGGUGUAAAUUUUUGACACUGAGUGUAAUUAACCACUGGAACAAUUUACCAAGAGUUGCGCUGGAGUCUCCAUCACUGACCAUUUUUAAAUUGAGAUUGGAUGUAUUUCUAAAAGCUCUGCUCUAGGAAUUCUUUUGGAGCCGUUCUCUGGCCUGUGUUAUCCAGGAGGUCAGACGAGAUGAUCACACUGGUCCCUUCUGGCCUUGGAAUCUAUGAGGAAGCCCUGGUGGGUGCAAAGAACUUGGCGAACAGAAGAAACAAAGUGUGGGACCCUCUAGCACAGAAUGUAGGUCACUUCAGGAGCUGAAAGUAGCGAUAGGUCAGAGCCCUUCACUCCCAGCUCCCACCCCACAUCCCUGGGGCCUCCCAGGAGGUCUCCAGCAGGACUACAGAAGAGGAGACUGAUCGGGGCUGGGGUUUAAUUUGAGAUCAAGAACACCGUUAUGAAGAGGAACUUUCCACAUCUGCUGGGAUGCUUCUCCACCUGUUCUGUUCUCCAUCUGUCCCUGGAGAAUGGGCUCAUGGGUGGUGGUUGGCACGGUGGGACAAGGGCACAUUAACUGGGACACAGGACUCUGAGCCCUUAAGGGAGCCCGUACUUCUGAUCCCAUGUGUUUCUUCUCCAAUCCCUAGAGAGCACCCAGAGGGAAAUCUACUGCCUGGUACCUCUCCCUGGGCACAUCCCCUGUGGAGAGGGCACCCCAUUUGUCCCCACGCUGGUCUAGUUUGUAGUGUCUUCCCCAGGGGCUCGAGAUCUGACCACCCCACUCUCUCCAUGUCAGGAGCCUUUUCCUAACACUGUAUCCGGCAUCUCCCUGGGUUAAAAACAUAGAGAUCGGAUGCACCCCGGACUAGAGCGGAGCCAGGAUGAGCGGGGCUGUGAUCGCGCAGGGACCUUCCUGUCCCAGCCUCCCGGGCUCCCCAGCCCCUGUGCGCGCAGGGGCCAGUCGCCGGCUGCCGCCCCACAGCGCCCAGGCGGGACUCGCCCCGGCCGGGCGUUGAGUGGGGACCCCGGAGGCAGGGGAGAGGCAGAGGCAGGAGAUCGCUGCCGGGAGGAAGCGGCCGCAGCGACAGGGGGAUGGGCGCUGACCCCCAGCUGGGGCUGGAGAGACCCGCCAGCCCUCUGGGAGGCGGGGUGGGCUGGGGGUCGGUGCAGCGGGGGAAGGAGUUUUCUGUGCAGUUGAGUUCGGUAGAGCCCGGGCGCGUUCUCUGCACCGAGCCCCGGGGGGAGGUUUCACCGAGCCCCGUCUCUCCCCUUUCUUUCCCCCGAGCAGGAUUCCCUGGCCCGGCCACGAUCCCCCGCACGGAGCCAGGGGAAGAGCCGAGGGUCCCGGAUCUCCAGGGCUCCCAGGAAAGGGAGAUCCCUAGAGGCGCCCCCACAGCAGAUGCCAGGACAGCAGGUGAGGAGAAUCCCCGGCAGGAAGGGCCUGUGGAAGCAGAGCCUCACUGAAAUCCCGGAGUGCCAAGUUGGGAAAUGCCAGCGGGGCAGGGUGGCAGCAGUGAGAUCUCCAGGAGGGAAGAGGCUUGUAGGCACUCGGGGUCCCAGUGGGGAUGCAGCGGGGGGAGCAAGCCUACCACUGCCCCGACCGCGGAAAGGGAUUCAGCCAGAGCACAAACCUCCUAACCCACCGGCGAGCACACAUGGGGGAGAGCCCGUACGAAUGCCCUGAUUGCGGGAAGGCCUUCAGCUGGCGCUCCCACCUGCUGGAGCACCAACGCAUCCACACUGUGGAGCGCCCCUACCAGUGUGGGGAGUGCGGCAAGAGCUUCAGCUGGAGUUCGGCUCUGAUCCAGCACCAGAGCACUCACACAGGCGAGCGGCCCUACCGCUGCCCCGACUGUGGGAAGAGCUUCAGCCGUGGCUCCAACCUGCUGCAGCACAAACGGAUCCACAAGGGCGAGCGCCCCUUCCUGUGCAGCCAGUGUGGGAAGGGCUUCAGCCAGAGCUCCUACCUCUAUGAACACUCGCGCACCCACACCGGCGAGCGCCCCUACAAGUGCCCCGACUGUGGGAAGGCCUUCGCCCAGAGCUCCACAUUGGCCCGGCACCAGGGGGCCCACACCAGCGAGCACUGCUUCCCCUUCAUUGGCUGCAGGAGGACUUGAUGCAGGGCAGGGAGGCUGCUGCAAACACUCACGCUCCUUUGGAUGGGGAGAACCUGCUGCUGUCUCCAGCUGGGGUCCUGUCCCGGGAGCCUCAGCUAUUGCAUCAAGUUGAGAGUCUGAAAAGGUGACUGAUGGAGACAUGUCUCCCUGGGGUCCUGCCCCAUUAACCCACGGGGGGGACAUACCACUGCAUCUGGCUGAGGGUUUCCAGUGGUGGAUCAUGCAGCCACAUCCCACUGCAUUCAGCUGGGGUCCUGGCCUGGAGAACCCAGGGGAUACAUGUCACUGAUCUGGCUGGGGUCCUGUGCCAGUGGAAUGCAGAGGGGACAUGCCACUGCCUCAGGAUAAAGGUCUGCCAUCUCCCUGUGGCCCUGGCUGAGUGGCCCUGUAGCAGUGGUUUUCAAACUGCGGGUCGCGACCCGCUACUGGGUCAUGGAAUGUAAGGCUCUGGGUCUCGGCGGCUCUGAUCAGCACCGCCAAGCGGGCCGUUAAAAGUCCCAUUGGUGGUGCUGCCCGGCUAGGGCAGGCUAGUUCCUGCCUGUUCUGACACCAUGCUGCGCCGCAGAAGUGGCCAGCAGUAGGUCCAGCUCCUAGGCGGGGGGACCGUGCGGCUGUACGCACUGCCCCUGCCCCAAUCACCGGCUCCGCACUCCCGUUGGCCAGAAACCAGCUAAUGGGAGCUGGGGGGUGGUGCCUGUGAACGAGAGCCACAUGGAGCCACUUGCAUGCCUCCGCCUAGGAGCCAGAUCUGCUGAUGGCCGCUUCUGGGGCGCAGCGCGGUCCGCAGUACCAAGACAGGCAGGAAGCCUGCGUUAGCACCCCCACUGCACCGCUGACCGGGAGCUGACCGAGGUAAGCCCGCACCCCAAUCCCCUGCCCCAGCCCUGCGUCCUCCCAGAGCCCCCUCCUGCACCUCAAACCCCUCAUCCCCGGCCCCACCCUAGAGCCUGCACCCCCUGCCCAGAGCCCUGAUCCCCUCCCACACCCCAACCCUCUGCCCCAGCCCUGAGCCCCUCCCACAUCCCAAAACCCUCAUCCCCAGCUCUGUUAGGUCAUGGGCAUCAACAAUUUUCUUCAACUGGGUCACCAGAAAAAAAGUUUGGAAACCACAGCCCUAUAGGAUAGGGGUCACUGAUCAAACCUCAGUGGCCUUUGGAGGGAUGUGCCACCCCAUCAGGCUGAGGGUCUGCAGUAGCAGAUCGUGGAGCCAGUUCCCACUGCAGCCAGCUGGGAUCCUGGCCUGGUGGCUCCCAUGGGGCACAUCACUACAUUGUGUCUCACCUCUCCCCACCGGGGGUUGAGCCUAGUAACUCUGUUUCUAGACCUAUGCCUCCCUCCUGUCAGCAAUAAAGGACGUGUUGCCUAAGAGGCACUGACAAGCCCAUCAUUUACCUGUUAGGGAGGGACAUAGGCACCCUGUUAGCACAGGUUACAGCUAGCCUGAGGGUCACUGGAUUAUGUACCCAUACUCCCUUGGUUGGUCUAUUCAUGGGGCUCAAACCCAUAACCUCUGGCUUUCUACUGCCCUAUGUUCUCUCUUUGACUCAGGUCCCAUUCAGCUGGGCUGAGAGGUGAAAACAAGCACUGAUACUUUCCCCUCCCCCCCACCCCCCCGCCACUGGUGGCAUCAAUAUGAGCCAUCAGCUCACAAUAAAUUGAGUGGAUCGUCUUUCAUUACAUGGAAGAAGUAAGUGUGUGUGUGAGAGAGAGUUGGAGGGAGAAGCACAGUGCUCGCAUAGUGCUCGGGUACUGGACCGUAUGGAGGAUACAUCAGAGGGUCCAUACAGAAGAGGGACCAAUCAGAGGUAGCACAUAUUAUUGGAACACCUAGGAGCCUCAGUCAGGCUCCAGGACCACACCAUGGUGGAUACUGUACAUUAUUUAUUAGGUGGAUUAUGGUAACACCUAGGAGCACAGGUCAGGCACCAGGACUGCACUGUGUUUGAUACUGUAUGUUAUUUAUUAGGUGUUGUGAUGGGUUGCCCCCCGCUUCCAGGGUGCCAUCUGAUUUUACUGCAGUACCGUUGAGCCCACCUGUUCCACCGGCUUGGGCUCCCGCACCCUGUCCUGCUAAACCAGGCCCUCAAGCCUCCUCUAGCACACACACAGGUAGGGCCACACUCAGCUGCAGAAAGACAGACACUGAGAUCAGCUCUGUGUGGGACGACUCAGCUCGGGAAUUUCCCAGCACUCAAGAGCACAUCCCCUCUGGACUGUAAACCCAAAAUUGUAUUGUCUUGCACCACUCAGAAGUCUGUACAGCGUAAGCUCAUGGAAAUCGCCCCCUACUUCAAUGUGGAGGAAGAUAUGCAAAGCUUUUUGGCCCCAGUUAUGAAUUGCACAAACUGGUUUAGAGAAAACAAAACGAGUUUAUUAACUACAAAGGAUAGAUUUUAAGUGAUUAUAAGGGAUAGCUAUCAGAUCAAAGCAGAUUACUGAGCAAAUAAAACACGCAAACUAACUAACACUAAAGAAACUGUCUACAAGUAGUAACUUCUCACCCUAAAUGUUGUUUUAAGCAGGUUGCAGAGUUUCUUGAAGACAAACUUCUCUUUCUUGCAGCUUAGAACGGCCAGAUAUUCCAUCCACAGGCCAGACACCUUCUAGCCUGGGUCCUGUCCUUUCUUCCCCCAAUCACUCUUAGGUGUUUUCAGCAGUCAUCCUGGGCGGGGAUUCAGUGAAGAACCAACCAAGAUUAACUCACUUCCCUGCCCUAAAUAGGAUUUAUAUAUGGCGGGAAUCCUUUGUUUCCUAGUUUGGUCCCCACCCCCGAUUAGUGGAAAAAUACUAGUAGGCCAAGAUGGGGUCCAGUACCAGGUGACAUGAUCACAUGACCCUGCAGUGUCAAAGCAGCAUCCCAGGAAGGUAGGAGAUUAGCAUCUUCAGAGUCCUAUUGUUCGCCCUAAUGGCCUGUCCAGGCUGAUUGCCUACUGUCGAGUGGGCAUUCUCCAAGUGUAAACACAGUUGUAAUUGUUACAUAGUCAAUAAUCAAAACUUCAGAUACAGAAAUGAUACAUGCAUACAAAUAAGAUAAUCAUACUCAGUUCAUCACCUUUCCAAUGAUACUGCACAUGACCCAUCUUGCAUAAAACAUAUCUUAGUUAUGCCAUAUUCAUACUACAAUAUCUCUAUGACGAAUAUGGGGCGUAGUGUCACUGAGGUAUUAUGGUAGCACCUAGAAGCCCCAGUCAUGAGCCAGGACCGCAUUAUGCAGGUGCUGCACCAACACAGGAUGUGGGGAGAAUCAUAUGGGGGAAGCAUCAGUAAGCCUCAGGACUCCUGGGUUCUAUUUUCUAAGAGAAGAAGGAUGGCCCACUGACUGAUUCCAAUUCCCUGCUUCACCGCAGACUGUCUAUGUGGCCUUUGGCAAGUCAUCACAGCCAGAUCCUCAAAGGUAUUUAGGCGCCUACUUAAUU
Messenger RNA from Caretta caretta (loggerhead turtle), 5899 nucleotides. The record is from RefSeq and is a predicted model, not a curated record. NCBI's taxonomy places the organism in Eukaryota, Metazoa, Chordata, Testudines, Cheloniidae.